This is a messenger RNA of Mucor velutinosus, 750 nucleotides long. RefSeq lists its product as uncharacterized. Gene Ontology annotation, biological process: protein neddylation. Bases 1 to 750 code for a protein of 249 amino acids. Gene Ontology annotation, cellular component: ubiquitin ligase complex. The record is from RefSeq and is a predicted model, not a curated record. NCBI's taxonomy places the organism in Eukaryota, Fungi, Mucoromycota, Mucoromycetes, Mucorales, Mucoraceae. The transcript is spliced from 8 exons. Gene Ontology annotation, molecular function: cullin family protein binding; ubiquitin-like protein binding; ubiquitin conjugating enzyme binding.
AUGGGCUCCAAACCAAGCAGCACUGCAGCGGCACAUAAUACAACCAAGCGUAAACGCUCGAAUACCCAAGCAUCUCAUCAUAGCACUCAUAUGGAGAAUAUAAAGACAGUUCAAGAGCCAACGCGUACCAGCAACACAAGGACGAUUCCAGUGCCUGCUCAAGUCAUCAUCCCAAAGUUCAAUGCACAACAAUGUGAGCAGUUAUUUCAGCGGUAUGCUGAUCAGGAUUCCCCAGAUAUGAUUACGCCAGAUGGUACAAGGCAGUUUUUUGAGGACUUGGGGUUAUCCAUUGAGGAUGUUUUGAUAUUUGCAAUUGCAUGGAAGAUGCAUACAUCUACAAUGGGCUAUAUUACCAAAGAUGAGUGGAUGUUUGGAAUGAAGGAAUUAGAAACCGACACGAUAGAGAAGCUGAAAGCAAAGAGAUCCGAUUUUGAGAAAGUGUUCCAUGAUCCUGAACAGUUCAAAGAGAUGUACAAAUAUACGUUUACCUAUGCAAAGAAUAGGGAUCAGAAAUGCAUUGAGAUUGAGACCGCAUCUGUACUUUGGACAAUGUUACUAAGUGAGAGAUAUCCAAUUGUAAACGAUUUUGUAUCAUUUUUGCAGGAAAAGAAACCUGUUAAAGUGAUAAACAGAGACCAAUGGCAGAGCUUUUUGGAGUUUGUGUCUAUAGAUAUUGCUGAUUACGACGAAUCUUCUGCUUGGCCAGUUUUGUUUGAUGAAUUUGUUGAAUGGAGGAAAGAGCAAUCUUGA